AUGAGUACACCGGGCCACCCGCCCGGCCGCUUGUCACACUCGCGCUCCACAGGACACUCCCUCGGCCUCCUCCUCCGCAGCUCUUUCACACCACCCCAUCCCACGGUCGACCGAGGUGCGUGCAGAGGCAUGAGGGGCUCGCGGUGGUGCUGCUGCUGCUUCGGCCGGGGCGGCGGCGGCGGGGCCGGGCGGUCGGGGAGCGUGGGCGACGACGGGCUGGUGUGGGACGUGGGCCUCAAGGCGCACGCCUCCGGCGAGUACUCCGUCGCCGUGGCCCAGGCCAACGAGGCGCUCGAGGACCAGGCGCAGGUGCUCGUCUCCCCCGCCGCCACGCUCGUCGGCGUCUACGACGGCCACGGCGGCCCCGACGCCGCCCGCUUCGUCAACGCGCGCCUCUUCUCCCUCAUCCAAGAGUUCGCGUCCCAGAGCGGGGGCAUCUCGGCGCAGGUGAUCAAGAGGGCCUUCGGCGCCACGGAGGAGGAGUUCAUGGGCAUGGUGGAGAGGUCGUGGCCGUCGCAGCCGCGGCUCCUGUCCGUCGGCUCCUGCUGCCUGGUGGGCGCCAUCGAGGGCGGCACGCUCCACGUCGCCAACCUCGGCGACUCGCGCGCCGUGCUGGGCCGCCUCGCCAGCGCGGGCGGGAAGAAGCGGAGGGCGGUGGUGGCGGAGCGGCUGUCGCGGGACCACAACGUGGCCGACGAGGAGGUGCGGCGGGAGGUGGCGGAGGCACACCCGGACGACCCGCACAUCGUGAUGAGCAGCCACGGCGUGUGGCGGAUCAAGGGGAUCAUCCAGGUGUCCCGCUCCAUCGGGGACGCCUACCUGAAGCGGCCCGACCUGUGCAGCCCGGCGGUGAUGCAGUCGCUCUGCCCGUUCCCGCUGCGCCGCCCGGUGAUGAGCGCCGUGCCGUCGGUCACGUCCCGCAGGCUGCGCCCGGGCGACCAGUUCAUCAUCUUCGCGUCCGACGGGCUGUGGGAGCAGCUUAGCGACGAGGCCGCCGUGGGCAUCGUGUCACGCAGCCCGAGGAAGGGCGUGGCGAUGCGGCUGGUGCGCGCCGCGCAGCUGGAGGCGGCCAGGAAGAAGGACAUCAAGUACGAGAGCAUCGCGGCCAUCGAGAAGGGCCGGAGAAGGCGCUUCCACGACGACAUCACCGUCGUCGUGCUCUUCCUCGACACGCCGCAGCCGACAGCCGGCGCCGGCGGGAUCGACGGCACGCGCGCGCCCGUCGACGUGUUCUCGCUCGGCCCCGACGACCACGGGGACGACCCGACCAGGCCCGUGCUGCGCUGA
Molecule: messenger RNA, 1287 nt
Organism: Triticum turgidum subsp. durum (durum wheat)
Lineage: Eukaryota; Viridiplantae; Streptophyta; Magnoliopsida; Poales; Poaceae
Source: the annotation of a GenBank genome assembly